AUGUACCGUGUGUUUGAUAAACUAGCUUCUAGGCCGUUUGUUUCACUCCCCGGAAUCCAGCUCAUCGCCAAAAUGCCAUUAUCCGAUCUUAAUAAACUGCCUCCAUUAGCUGACCAGUUGGAACAAGCUAAGAGAAUUGCAGCCUACCGUGCUGUUGACGAAAACUUCGACGCAAAGACCCAUAAGGUUGUCGGUGUUGGCAGUGGUACUACUGUUGUUUAUGUUGCUGAAAGACUUGGGGAAUACAUGGAUGAGAAAACAAAUUUUGUUUGUAUUCCAACGGGCUUCCAAUCGAAGCAAUUGAUCCUAUCAAACAAGUUACAACUUGGUGUCAUUGAACAAUUCCCAGAAGUUGACAUUGCCUUUGACGGUGCCGAUGAAGUUGAUGCAGGUUUGCAAUUAAUUAAGGGUGGUGGUGCUUGCUUGUUCCAAGAGAAGUUAGUUAGUACUAGUGCCAAAAAAUUCAUCGUUGUGGCGGAUUCAAGGAAGAAAUCUCCAAAGUACUUGGGUACCAACUGGAAAAAAGGUGUUCCAAUUGAGGUUGUUCCAAGCUCGUACGUUCGUGUCCUCUCUGAUUUAAAGAACAAAUUGAACUGCAAAUCUGCCAUGGUAAGACAAGGUGGGUCAGCUAAAGCCGGCCCUGUUGUCACCGAUAACUGCAAUUUCAUCAUCGAUGCUGAUUUCGGAGAAAUUACAGACCCAAGAAAGCUACAUCAAGAUAUCAAACUAUUAGUUGGUGUUGUCGAAACUGGUUUGUUCAUUGAUAAUGCCGAAAAGGCUUACUUUGGCUAUCCAGAUGGUUCUGUAGACCUACAAGAGUUAUAA
Kluyveromyces lactis is the source of this 825-nucleotide messenger RNA. RefSeq names its product ribose-5-phosphate isomerase RKI1 (gene RKI1). The transcript has a single exon. The coding region runs from base 1 to 825 and encodes 274 amino acids. Gene Ontology annotation, biological process: D-ribose metabolic process; pentose-phosphate shunt, non-oxidative branch. Gene Ontology annotation, molecular function: ribose-5-phosphate isomerase activity. The record is from RefSeq and is a predicted model, not a curated record. NCBI's taxonomy places the organism in Eukaryota, Fungi, Ascomycota, Saccharomycetes, Saccharomycetales, Saccharomycetaceae. Gene Ontology annotation, cellular component: intracellular membrane-bounded organelle.